Molecule: messenger RNA, 1206 nt
Organism: Ylistrum balloti
Lineage: Eukaryota; Metazoa; Mollusca; Bivalvia; Pectinida; Pectinidae
Product: probable G-protein coupled receptor B0563.6
Exons: 1
Coding region: 1-1206 (401 amino acids)
Biological process (GO): G protein-coupled receptor signaling pathway
Cellular component (GO): plasma membrane
Molecular function (GO): G protein-coupled receptor activity
Source: RefSeq, a predicted model, not a curated record
AUGAAUUCUACAGUUUUCGGUAUUGAGUACAUUGGGAGAGAUAAGGUUGGGGAACAUAAAUGUAUGUUUAACAUCACUUCUGUCAACGACAACAGAAAUCUUGCCCGAAAACUGGAUCAAAUAUCAGCUGCAAUUAAUCUUUAUUUUCCUCCUGUCUUGCUUGUGAUGGGAACAAUAUGUAACUGUAUUGUUAUCAAAGUCAUGCGCAGCAUGUAUUUCCGGUUUCUUUCGACUUCACUUUAUAUUGCCAUCAACGCUUUUAUAGAUAAUUUCAGUUUACUGUUCUUAUUGACUGUUCAUUGGAUUAAUGCCAACUUUCCAUGGAUAAUUUACAGAGGAAACAACGCACACUUUAUGUGUAAAGCAUUCAAUUUCUUCGGUUGGACCAGUAGUGAUCUUGGGAUUUUACUGACCGCCGCCAUGACACUCGAAAGGAGCCUCGCAAUCACUUUUCCACUAAAAGCUCAAAAAUGGUGUAGUGUUUCGCGUGCUAAACACAUGUCACUAUUACUGCUUGUUUUGGCUGUGAUUAAAGAUGCUCAUUUCCUGUUUACCUCUGGUUUGAUAUCGCAGAAACAAAAAUACAAACUAUGUGAGAUUUCUUCAAGUAACAAGAAUAUGGUGAUGUUCUGGCUUCGCAUCUGGCCUUGGAUCCAUCAUAGUUUUUUGUUUAUAAUGUUUACCGUCAUCAUUAUCAGCAACAUUAUCAUUCUCCGUCACGUCAAAUUGUCUUAUAUAGUGCAAAAAGCAGCACAUGUGUACCACAGAACCGGAAGCAAAAACAUGGAAAGUAGGGUACAAGUGUCUUCAAAUCCAAGAUCCCGCAGACGCCAGAUUCUACUGAUGUUAUUGGCGGAUUCAAUUACCAUUAUUAUAUGUACGUUGCCUUUUUCGAUUUACACUAGUGUGACGUCAAAUAUUGUUAUAGAGGAAGAGGAGGCUAAAUCUGCGGAUCUCCUGAUCUAUUCUGCUUCAUUCUACCUUCUUUAUAUCAAUAGAUGUGCAAACUUUUACCUGUAUUGUUUGAGCGGAUCGAGGUUUCGUUUCGCUUUAAAAUUUGUAUGUACGUGUAAAAGAACGUUGUCUAAUUCAUAUCGAAUGAGUAGUAAUGCACAGUCAGUACCUGAUACUACUCAUAUCGACUGCCAAAUGAAUUCCAUAGCUGACCUAGAGGAUACAUAUGUUUGUAGAAUGUGCGAGGGAUGA